CGAGUUUUCCAAACUCACGCUGUGGAGUGAAUGUCCAAGCUCCUGCCUUUCUGGCGUUCACCACCUAGGGGAAGGGAGGGGACGGUACCGCCUCCCAGCUCUGGCUUCCAUCCCCUUCCGCUGCUUCUUGGGGAGGCGGGGGACGGGGUCCGCCCUGCGCGUGAUCCGUGAUUCCUGGCCCCGGCCCCUCCCCCCGGGUGGAGCUUCCUCAUCACCGCCAGACUUAAGCUGAGGCCCAGUGGAUCUCUGCCAGUUGCGAAACUGAGCUCAGCUCACGCUACUCUGUUCACGCUCUGUGCUUUUGCCGAGUUUCCCCAGCGAUAAAACGAGUUCCUACAUCAGAGCUGUAGCGAAAAUCGAGUGCGCCCAGCACAUAUGAUGCACUGGGGCAAUGGCGGCUUCCUGUGUCCUCCUGCACACUGGGCAGAAGAUGCCCCUGAUUGGUCUGGGUACCUGGAAGAGUGACCCUGGCCAGGUAAAAGCUGCUGUGAAGUAUGCCCUCAGUGUAGGCUACCGCCACAUUGACUGUGCUGCUGUCUACGGCAAUGAGACUGAGAUUGGGGAGGCCCUGAAGGAGAACGUGGGACCGGGCAAGGCGGUGCCUCGGGAGGAGCUGUUUGUGACAUCCAAGCUGUGGAACACCAAGCACCACCCUGAAGAUGUGGAGCCCGCCUUCCGGAAGACGCUGGCUGACCUCCAGCUGGAGUAUCUGGACCUGUACCUGAUGCACUGGCCUUAUGCCUUUGAGCGGGGAGACACCCCCUUCCCCAGGAAUGCCGAUGGGACCAUCCGCUAUGACUCAACCCACUACAAGGAGACCUGGAAGGCUCUGGAGGCACUGGUGGCUAAGGGGCUGAUACGGGCACUGGGCCUGUCCAACUUCAACAGUCGGCAGAUUGAUGAUAUACUCAGUAUAGCCUCUGUGCGACCAGCUGUCUUGCAGGUGGAAUGCCACCCAUACUUGGCUCAGAAUGAGCUAAUUGCCCACUGCCAAGCACGCGGCCUGGAGGUGACUGCUUACAGCCCUUUGGGCUCCCCUGAUCGUGCUUGGCGUGAUCCUAGUGAGCCUGUCCUGCUUGAGGAACCAGUGGUCCUAGCACUGGCUAAAAAGUAUGGCCGAUCUCCAGCUCAGAUCUUGAUCAGGUGGCAGGUCCAGCGGAAAGUAAUUUGCAUCCCCAAGAGUAUCAAUCCCUCUCGUAUCCUUCAGAACAUCCAGGUGUUUGACUUUACCUUUAGCCCAGAAGAGAUGAAGCAGCUGGAUGCCCUGAACAAAAAUUGGCGAUAUAUUGUGCCCAUUCUUACGGUGAAUGGGAAGCAGGUCCCAAGGGAUGCAGGACACCCUCUGUACCCUUUUAAUGACCCAUACUGAGACCACAGCUUCCUAGUUUCCCUUCCAGCUCUCCAGUGAUGAGGUCCUGCCACCCCAGAAAGAGGGAGUUAAUAAAGUCACUGGAACGUCAA
Molecule: messenger RNA, 1461 nt
Organism: Lemur catta (Ring-tailed lemur)
Lineage: Eukaryota; Metazoa; Chordata; Mammalia; Primates; Lemuridae
Gene: AKR1A1
Product: aldo-keto reductase family 1 member A1
Exons: 10
Coding region: 392-1369 (325 amino acids)
Biological process (GO): aldehyde catabolic process
Cellular component (GO): cytosol
Molecular function (GO): aldose reductase (NADPH) activity
Source: RefSeq, a predicted model, not a curated record